AUGGAGGCCGAUAUCAGAGCUGUGCUGCCGCACAUUGACCCCGUAGUCUCCGAGUACUCUGUGGGCUACUUAACGCAUGCGUCAACCUCCUACUUGGACGAGGAGGAUACAUCGGGCGAGUCACCACUGAACGAGGCUGCUUCCACCAUCACCGAGCUCCUACUGUCCGCAUCUGGCCAAGUCAAUGCUGAGCUGGAGGAGAAGAUCAAACAAUUGGUCGAGAAAUGGGUCGACAAGUACACCGAGGCCAAUGGAGGCCAGAGACGAGGUCCCUCGACUGUCAAGCGCUUAGACCAGACUAUCCAGGUGAGCCAGCAGCGCAACAUGUCGUCCACCUUAGCUGUGGCGACCGGUGGCGUGGACCUGGAGUCUGCAAACGCAAGGAAGGUUGAGUCCAAGGUCGAUCGCAAGAAGCUUGAGAAGGCAGAGAGAAAGAUUGCCGCCAAGCAGCAGAAGAAGACCUUCAAGACUGUCGAGUAUGAGGCAUCCAAGCUGCUUGACCAACCCGAGUCAACCCAGUCAUACGAAGAGUUCUAUAUGGCUGUCAACCCUCUGCAAAUGGGCUCCAGCUCCGCAAACAAGUCAAAGGAUAUCAAAUUGGACAACAUCGAUGUGUCGAUCAGUGGAAAUCGCAUUCUUACAGACACAACGCUCACUCUCGCCUAUGGCCACCGUUAUGGUUUGGUUGGUAACAACGGUGUUGGUAAAUCGACACUGCUUCGAGCUCUGUCUCGCCGUGAGGUUGCAAUUCCACUCCACAUCUCCAUUCUGCAUGUUGAACAAGAACUGACAAGAAAGAUCACUGGUGACGACACCCCAGCCAUCCAGGCGGUUCUCGACGCCGAUGUUUGGCGCAAGGUUCUAUUGAAGGAGCAAGAUCAAAUUACGGCUCGCCUGGCAGAAUUGGAGAAGCAACGUGCUUCCCUGGCCGACACAUCUGCUGACGCGGCAAGAAUCGAUCGUGAUAGAGAGGCCCAGGAUACCAAGUUGGGAGAUGUUCAGUCCAAGUUGGCCGAAAUGGAGUCAGAUAAAGCCGAGUCACGAGCUGCUAGUAUUCUCGCUGGUCUCGGUUUCUCACCAGAGCGACAGCAGCACGCCACCAAGACCUUCUCUGGUGGUUGGAGAAUGCGUCUGGCCCUUGCCCGAGCGCUUUUCUGUGAACCUGACUUGCUUCUUCUUGACGAACCGUCUAACAUGUUGGACGUUCCUUCGAUUACAUUCUUGUCCGAGUACCUUCAAACAUACCCCAGCACCGUCCUCGUGGUCUCUCACGACAGAGCGUUCCUCAACGAAGUCGCCACCGAUAUCAUUCAUCAACACUCUCAGCGUCUCGACUACUACCGUGGAGCCAACUUCGAUACCUUCUAUGCCACUCGUGAGGAGCGUAAGAAAGUCGCCAAACGAGAGUACGAGAACCAGAUGGUGCAGAGAGCCCAUCUGCAGGCAUUUAUCGACAAGUUCCGGUAUAACGCCGCCAAGUCUUCAGAAGCCCAGUCCCGUAUCAAGAAGCUCGAGAAGAUGCCUGUCCUUGAACCGCCAGAGGCUGAGUACAGCGUCAAAUUCACAUUCCCCGAGGUCGAGAAGCUAUCGCCCCCCAUUGUACAGAUGUCUGAGGUCACUUUUGGUUACAACAAAGACAACAUCCUGCUCCGCAAUGUUGACCUGGAUGUCCAGCUGGAUUCUCGAAUUGGUAUCGUCGGACCCAACGGUGCAGGUAAAACAACCAUCCUGAAGCUGCUCAUUGGUAAGCUGGAUCCUUCGUCUGGUCUGAUCUCGCAACACCCUCGUCUCCGAAUUGGAUUCUUCGCUCAGCAUCACGUUGAUGCCCUUGACCUCAAUGACAGUGCUGUGGGUUUCAUGUCAAAGAACUAUCCGGGACGAACAGAUGAAGAAUACCGCCGACGACUUGGUGCAUUCGGUAUCACCGGCACAACGGGCCUACAGAAGAUGGGAUUACUUUCUGGAGGUCAAAAGUCUCGUGUUGCUUUUGCUUGCCUGGCUCUUACGAACCCCCACAUUUUGGUUCUUGACGAGCCUUCGAACCAUCUUGAUAUUGAAGCCAUGGAUGCUCUGGCUGAGGCGCUCAACGAAUUCCAGGGUGGUGUGCUGAUGGUGUCUCACGACGUCACAAUGUUGCAGACGGUGUGCAAAUCGCUGUGGGUUUGUGAUGGCGGCACUGUCGAGAAGUUCCCUGGCGAUGUCCAGGCGUACAAGAAGAGGAUUACCGCGCAAGCUAAUGCUGCAGGUGUUGUUAAGCAGCAUUGA
Fusarium musae is the source of this 2265-nucleotide messenger RNA. RefSeq lists its product as uncharacterized. Lineage: Eukaryota; Fungi; Ascomycota; Sordariomycetes; Hypocreales; Nectriaceae. Gene Ontology annotation, molecular function: ATP hydrolysis activity; ATP binding. The record is from RefSeq and is a predicted model, not a curated record. Bases 1 to 2265 code for a protein of 754 amino acids. The transcript has 3 exons.